AGGGCGGGCCGGGGCGGCGGGGCGCCACACCGGGAGGAAGGGCGGGCCGCCUGCCCGGGCGCGUUAAGGAAGUUGCCGAAAAUGAGGAAGCGCCGCGGGCCCGGCGGCUGAGGCCACCCCGGCGGCGGGAGAGCGAGGAGGAGCUGGGGGCCCCGCGCUGAGCCCGCCCUCGCCUCACCUGGCGCAGGUGGACACCUGCGUAGGCGUGUGCCCUCCGGCCUCUGAAGCAUGGCGAGCAGCGGCAUGGCUGACAACGCCAACCACCUGCCCUUCUUUUUCGGCAACAUCACCCGGGAGGAGGCAGAAGAUUACCUGGUCCAGGGGGGCAUGAGCGAUGGGCUCUAUUUGCUGCGCCAGAGCCGCAACUACCUGGGCGGCUUCGCCCUGUCCGUGGCGCACGGGAGGAAGGCACACCACUACACCAUCGAGCGGGAGCUGAACGGCACCUACGCCAUCGCCGGCGGCAGGACCCACGCCAGCCCCGCCGACCUCUGCCACUACCACUCGCAGGAGUCUGAUGGCCUGGUCUGCCUCCUGAAGAAGCCCUUCAACCGGCCCCAGGGGGUGCAGCCCAAGACUGGGCCCUUUGAGGACUUGAAGGAAAACCUCAUCAGGGAAUAUGUGAAGCAGACAUGGAACCUGCAGGGUCAGGCUCUGGAGCAGGCCAUCAUCAGCCAGAAGCCUCAGCUGGAGAAGCUGAUCGCCACCACAGCCCAUGAAAAAAUGCCUUGGUUCCAUGGAAAAAUCUCUCGAGAAGAGUCUGAGCAAAUUGUCCUGAUAGGAUCAAAGACAAACGGAAAGUUCCUGAUCCGAGCCAGAGACAACAACGGCUCCUACGCCCUGUGCCUGCUGCAUGAAGGGAAGGUGCUGCACUAUCGCAUUGACAAAGACAAGACAGGGAAGCUCUCCAUCCCCGAGGGAAAGAAGUUCGACACGCUCUGGCAGCUCGUCGAGCAUUAUUCUUAUAAAGCAGAUGGUUUGUUAAGAGUUCUUACUGUCCCGUGUCAAAAAAUCGGCACACAGGGAAAUGUUAAUUUUGGAGGUCGUCCACAACUUCCAGGUUCCCAUCCUGCGACUUGGUCAGCGGGUGGAAUAAUCUCAAGAAUCAAAUCAUACUCCUUCCCAAAGCCUGGCCACAGAAAGCCCUCCCCUGCCCAAGGGAACCGGCCAGAGAGUACUGUGUCAUUCAAUCCGUAUGAGCCAGAAGUUGCACCCUGGGCUGCAGAAAAAGGCCCCCAGAGAGAGUACCUGCUGCGGCUGGAAGACAAAAGAACUGGCUCUGGAGAUCAGGCCAAGGAGGUUUACCUGGACGCAAAUGCUGCGACGCUGGGAAGAACAAGAACUGGCUCUGGUAAUUUUGGAACUGUGAAAAAGGGCUACUACCAAAUGAAAAAAGUUGUGAAAACAGUGGCUGUGAAAAUUCUGAAAAACGAGGCCAAUGACCCCGCUCUUAAAGAUGAGUUAUUAGCAGAAGCAAAUGUCAUGCAGCAGCUGGACAACCCGUACAUCGUGCGUAUGAUCGGGAUAUGCGAGGCCGAGUCCUGGAUGCUGGUUAUGGAGAUGGCAGAACUUGGUCCCCUCAAUAAGUAUUUGCAGCAGAACAGACAUGUCAAGGAUAAGAACAUCAUAGAACUGGUUCAUCAGGUUUCCAUGGGCAUGAAGUAUCUGGAGGAGUGCAAUUUUGUGCACAGAGAUCUGGCCGCAAGAAAUGUGUUGCUAGUUACUCAACAUUAUGCCAAGAUCAGUGAUUUCGGACUUUCCAAAGCACUGCGUGCUGAUGAAAACUACUACAAGGCCCAGACCCAUGGAAAGUGGCCUGUGAAGUGGUACGCUCCGGAAUGCAUCAACUACUACAAGUUCUCCAGCAAAAGCGAUGUCUGGAGCUUUGGAGUGUUGAUGUGGGAAGCAUUCUCCUACGGGCAGAAGCCGUAUCGAGGGAUGAAGGGAAGUGAAGUCACCGCUAUGUUAGAGAAAGGAGAGCGGAUGGGGUGCCCUGCAGGAUGUCCAAGAGAGAUGUACGAUCUCAUGAACCUGUGCUGGACGUAUGAUGUGGAGAACAGGCCCGGAUUCGCAGCAGUGGAACUGCGGCUGCGCAAUUACUACUAUGACGUGGUGAACUAACCGCUCCCGUACCUGUCGGUGGCUGUCUUUGAUCACAGAAACAGUCACAGGAAAAUGUAUCCAGAGGAACUGAUUGUCAGCCACCUCCCUCUGCCAGUUGGGAGAGCCAGCCUUGGAUGGAACACGCCCGUGACGCGUCACCCAAAGCCUAUCCCAGGACUCACCCUCCACAAAGCAAAGGCAAUGCUGGGGGAGAAGACGAAUGGCAGGAUCCCAGGGGCUAGAUGGAUUUGUUUGUUUUCUUGUCUGUGUGAUUUUCAUACAGGUUAUUUUUACAAUCUGUUUCCAAAUCCCUUUCGUGUCUUUCCUCUUCUCUGGGUCCUGGAGUGCAUUUGUUACUGAUUGCGCCCAGGGGCACUGCAGAGUGGCCUAGAGCACUCACACCCCAAGCGGCCUUUUCCGAAUGCCCAAGGAUGCCUUAGCAUGUGACUCCUGAAGGGAGGGCAAAGGCAGAGGAAUUUGGCUGCUUCUACGGCAUGGCUGUGACAGCCAAUGAGACUGAUCCCUGGUCACUGAAAAGCUUUCAUGACAAUAAAAAUGUUUCGAGGCUUUAAAAAGAAAAUCAAGUUUGACCAGUGCAGUUUCUAAGCAUGUAACCAGUUAAGGAAAGGAAAAAAAAAAAAAAAAGGCCUGGAUCCUGCUUUUACUGUCUCUGUUAUGAGAUGGAAGACUUACAUGUUUGUGAUAAAAGGGGACCGUUUGAAUGAAUUGGCUUGGCUUACUUCCCCCCCGAAAUCCUCUCUCCUGCAGACUGUCUUGACGACCUGGUGACUGGUAAAUAAGGCCCUGCAUGGAGGCUGCAGAGCAGGGGCAAGAGGCCCAGCCCCCGGCGUCUCACUGAGGACAGCUUCGGGCUGCCUUCCCCUGAACGUGGUCCACACCUUCCUCUCCUCCAUAGAGAGGGUGCUGCCAGAAUCCCCUGUUGCUUUCUGUGUCUGUAAUGGGGGACAGUACAGGGAUUAAAGCCAUCUAAAGAGUUUCCAAAGAAAGUGUUAAUUCAUAACAAGCCGAAGACCCUGAGCCUCACCACAAAUAGGCCUUUUGGAGUGUGAGUUUGAAGUGAAGAUACAAGACGGGAGAAUUAUUUUCUGGUCUUAACUAAUCCUUGACUUAUGAAAGGAGUGGUUGGAUGUGCCAGGUUUGGUAAAGUGGUGACCGCAUCUGAGAAAGAGGCUGUGAGGCUGAACUCCGGGUGGCUUCCUUCCGUCACUUCCACAGGGAGCCUUUAACACAGGCCCCGUGCUCGUAGGAAUAUGGUAGCACCUAUGUAGGAAGUGCGUGCAGUUUUCUGUCUUCUUUCCGUGUGAUUUUUGGCCUCUUUCUCAGCACUUCUCCCCUCCCAGGAGCCUCGGGAUGCCAAACGUCCAGAAUGUGAUGGGGCAAGAGGGGGGCAGGGGCCUCACCUCCCUGCAGAGGUCCAGUCGGGUCUCCUUGUCCCUGGACAAUCUCCUGAGCCUGUCCGCUUGGUGAAGCAGGCACCUGUGUGCAGAAUUCCCACUGUGGCCAGCACGAGGAAGUCUUUUCUAGUGAAAAUGUGUCCUGCGGUCAGGAAUCAUUAUCCUUCCCCCUGCAGCCACUAAGAAGGGCAAAUAGAGAAAGGCAACUGAAUUGAAGGAUUGGUCAUAUGAAAAGGGCUACAUUUGGGAAGCUGGGAAAGGCCUCCGGGCUUCUAGGGCUUCUAGAGCAGCUAGCUUGGGCUGGAUUCUCAUACCCAGGCUGCCCCUUGGAUUGUUCUACCCAAGCUUUUCCCUGGGGUCUGGGCUCACUCCAUAAGGUAAGGUGCCUUUCACCUUAUGGUCCUUGUUUAGCAGGGAACAAAGGAGCAUCAUGGACAGACUGCCCUAGAGGCAUCACAUUGGCCCCUGGGGCCGUGAAUAUCUUGUCCCCCAGCAGGGCUGAGUGUUUCUGUCACAGAAAACAGUGCGUUCAGUGGUGAAAAUCGUUGCAUGCAUGUUUUCAUCUGAGCAUGUCCUUCUCCCAUACUCCCUAUCACCCAGCCCUGCCUGUAGUUGCUGGAUGGUGAUUGCCCUUGGACAUCAGUCCAAUGACUGCAAGUUAGCCUGGAUUUCCACUUGCAGAAGCAACAGCUGCAUUGUCAGGCCUCCCAGCCCUGCAGAGAGCUCCCACUGGUUAGCAGUGUGUCAUGUUUUCCAUUCAUUUCAGAAGAGCUACAUUGUGUCACUGGACAUUUUUAAAAACUGUGAUUUUUAAUAAAAACUUACCUUGAACUUUG
Cercocebus atys (sooty mangabey) is the source of this 4354-nucleotide messenger RNA. RefSeq names its product spleen tyrosine kinase (gene SYK). Gene Ontology annotation, molecular function: ATP binding; non-membrane spanning protein tyrosine kinase activity; signaling receptor binding. The record is from RefSeq and is a predicted model, not a curated record. The transcript is spliced from 16 exons. Gene Ontology annotation, biological process: B cell receptor signaling pathway; innate immune response; positive regulation of cell adhesion mediated by integrin. Gene Ontology annotation, cellular component: cytoplasm; extrinsic component of cytoplasmic side of plasma membrane. Bases 229 to 2121 code for a protein of 630 amino acids. Lineage: Eukaryota; Metazoa; Chordata; Mammalia; Primates; Cercopithecidae.